AUGCAAGCAGAAUUUGGAGAAUGCUCGAGUAAGACAGAGACUAAUGAGGAGAAUGGCAGUCUGGAUGGGACUUCAAGGCAGAGAGGAACAAACGUAAGAUUUUUAGACCUGCUUGUGACCGAGAAGUCUUAUGAGUAUAAGCUUAGGAAGUACAAAGGAAGAAAACUUCCCAAUGAAUCGAUGAGCUAUGAAGUGGAUGACCAGGCUAAGUUCAGGAAUAGCAUGACGUAUGCAAGGGAUAGUAGUACAACACUCCAGGCACUUUCCGGCUCGACAAGAAGCACAGGGUUAAGGCAGUAUCUUAAGAGGAAACAACUUGAAAAAGAGAUAUCAAAGCGGAAAACCUUCAAGGAUUCCUUAGAGGAGGUUGAGGAAAUAAAGUACCCGUUUGACCUUGUUGAAUGGGAAAACAGUGUAGUGUAUGACACGGAUAAGACAGGGCCUUCGAAAACAGUAGACACCGUAACCAUAGAAUUAGUGGAUAGUAUUCUUGAAGAAGAUUGGGAAAAGUAUGUUAUUGUGGAUGAAAACGAUGUAAAGAGCCGUAAGUCAUUUCUCACUCUUUAUUUGGAGGACCCCAACCUGAUCUUCGAGAAGACUGACGAGAAGAAGCAGGCAAGGCCUAAGAAGAAGCAAAAGGAGGUGUUUUCUGUAGACAAGCCUUUGAAAGGAAAGUAUAACAUAUCGCUUGACAAGUAUUAUGGGCAGGAAUCAAAAGCAAAGAACAGCUUAGGAACGUUUGGAGUGCAACACUCUCUUCCUGCGUUGAGAUUAGAUCCGAUAUUUUACAAGAACAACCACACAAAGGAGGAGCUUAGAAACUUCCACAGGCCAAAGUUCACGGUGAGUGGAAAUGGAAUAAGAUUCAAGGCUCUGGAGAGUACCCGAAACAAGGUCCAAAGCAUCAUAAAGAAGGCCGGGGAGCUAACUGUCAAGGACGGUAGCCCGUUCUCGUUAUUUGAGUAUUCCGAGGAGGAUCCAUUCUUCCUUGUGAACUCUGGGAUGGUGAGUCUACUCAAUAUCUACUAUAGAAAAAGUAAUGCAAGAGAUGAGUAUGCUCCUGAUCAGUCUCAAUACACAGUUCUAGAUCCUGAGGACCCUUCCCCCUUUUUUGGGUUUGGUGAUGUUGCUCCUGGGACAUCCAUACAGGCUCUUACUAACAAUUUGUUUAUUGCACCUGUUUUCAAGCAUAGUUCUGGAGACUAUCUGUGUAUAGCGGAAUCUGCGCCAGAUGGGGAGUUCCUAGUAUACAGGAGCAUUGACAAUCUCUAUUGUGUCGGACAACAGUUCCCAUUGGAAGAAGUUUAUGCACCUCACUCUAGGAAACUAAACAUAUUCUGUAAGAACAGACUUAAGGUUGCUGCAUUCCGCUUGUUCAACAACAAGGAGGGAGGAAACAAGGAACUUAGAAUUUCACAGUUGGAUGAAAUGUUUCCUUACUUCAGUGAAGGAAGCAAGAGAAAAUGGCUGAAGGAAUAUGCAGAUUGUGUGAAGAAAGGAAGGGACAACGUAUGGGUACUGAGACCGAGUUCUGCCUUGCUGGGAGAGGAAGAUCUUAGGAAGCUUGUUACUCCAGAAAACAUAUGUCAAUAUGAGAGCAUGCUGGCAGGAGAAAGAAAGCUCCAGGACUCUGGGUACAAGAUGGUGGUUGAGAGUGAUGACGAGGAGAACGAGGAGGAAAUGGUUCCUCCACCAUGGUGUCUUAGCAGAAACUUUGUAAAUGCAUGUAAUGGAAGAGGACUCCUUGAGCUGAACGGGCCUGGAGACCCCACUGGGAUAGGAGAAGGAUUUAGCUUUAGAAAGAUCAGGUUGAAGAGAGGAAAUGAGAUUGAAAACAGAAAGAUCAUUAAUGAGCACCAGCUUAGAUACAAGGAAGAGAUAGACCAAAUAUGGAAUAAGCAACUUGGAUCUCUGAGUUCUAUAGAGGAAAUUCCAUUUGAUGAAUCGUUUAUUGUUCAGAGACACAAGGAAGAGAAGAGAAAUGCAGAUUUACUAAGUGAGACGACAAUGCUAUCUGAUGAGACUUUCCUAACUAUCAAACGUACUUACAACGAAGGGGAUUCGACUCGUGUGGAGAUUGAAAGGAUAUCAGAUCCCCGGGUUAUAAAAGCAUACCUGAAGGCUCGAAAGAAAAGGAUAUCUGAGGAAAGAAAGGGGGUACUUACAUGUGGGAACUGCGGGCAGGUUGGACAUAUGAAAACAAACAAAUCCUGCCCAAAGUUUGCAUCUGCAACGAAGAUGACAAAGAAAAAGAUUGAGGCCGAAAAGAGGAAGGCCAGGGUCUAUCUACAGGAGAUUAUGCUUGAUCUUCUCACCCAAUUCUUUCAGAUUCCAUAUUCUGUUGCAUUCCAUAGGCCUGUAUCCACCAAGAAAUUUCCCGACUAUCCUCUGAUUGUAUCUAAUCCGAUUGACUUGACAACAAUAAAGACAAAGGUGAGGCAUAACAAGUACAAGAAGUUCAACGAGUUCUUAGAAGACUUAGAGCUUAUGCAGAACAACUGCCGUAAGUACAAUGGAGAAGACCAUUCUCUGACUAGAAUUGCAGAUGCUAUUGUGGAGACAGGGUAUAAGAAAUACAAUGAGAAGCUGGAAGAGGUUGUAGAGGCGGAACGGGUCUUGAAUGAGCUCUUUGAUGAAUAA
This is a messenger RNA of Encephalitozoon romaleae SJ-2008, 2640 nucleotides long. RefSeq names its product transcription initiation factor TFIID subunit. Gene Ontology annotation, cellular component: transcription factor TFIID complex. Bases 1 to 2640 code for a protein of 879 amino acids. Lineage: Eukaryota; Fungi; Microsporidia; Unikaryonidae. The transcript has a single exon. The record is from RefSeq and is a predicted model, not a curated record. Gene Ontology annotation, molecular function: histone acetyltransferase activity; RNA polymerase II general transcription initiation factor binding; RNA polymerase II general transcription initiation factor activity. Gene Ontology annotation, biological process: RNA polymerase II preinitiation complex assembly; transcription by RNA polymerase II.